This is a messenger RNA of Papaver somniferum (opium poppy), 681 nucleotides long. RefSeq lists its product as uncharacterized. The record is from RefSeq and is a predicted model, not a curated record. The transcript has a single exon. The coding region runs from base 1 to 681 and encodes 226 amino acids. Lineage: Eukaryota; Viridiplantae; Streptophyta; Magnoliopsida; Ranunculales; Papaveraceae.
AUGAGAACUGGUAGUUGGAAGUUUGAUUUCUCAAGAGUCCUCAACCCAGCAGAAAGUAUUGAUUUGCUAGAAAUUAAACACGAACUGAGGAAUGUGCAGCUGAUGCAGGAAGAGGAUGAACUGGUGGGAGAUUGCACUACCGAAGGUAUCUACUUGAAGAUUGCUGAAGAUGGUACGGAUUGGGAGUUUUAUAGAGUUGUGCAUAGUAAGUUCGUUCCUCCAAAGGUUAUGUUCAUCAUCUGGGCAUCUAUGCAUGACUCUAUUCCAACGAGAAGCAUGUUGCAGGCUAGGAGGGUGGAGAUUAAUUCAAAUCUAUGUCUUCUCUGUAACAACGAGGUGGAGACGCAAGGUCAUCUUUUCAUUGACUGCAGCUGGGUAAAGUAUUUUUGGGAGAUUUUCAUCAAUUCGAUGCAAGUUUCUUGCAUCAGACCACUGAAUUUUAAGGAAACGAUGUUGAGUUGGAGAGUUGAAAGAGUUUCUCCUAGAAUCAAACUAGUUUGGCAUUUGCUACCAUAUGCAAUAUGCUGGGAGUUGUGGCUGGAAAGAAAUAGGAGGAAUCAUGGAGGUAGACCGAAUAAUAAGGAUGAGUUGGUGUAUGCUAUAAAGCUGGAUAUCUUCCUGUGGAGUUCUACAACAGAGAUUUUCAAAGAUUUUACGAUGAACCAGAUUAUUCAUCACUGA